GAAACCGCAAGGUGUCCGUCCUCUUAACUCCACAAUAUCGGUUCAACAUCGAAUGCGACAGCAGCAGGUCGACUCCUAAGUCCGCCGACACAAGCAAAGCUACAGCAUUGCCUUGUCGCUCUGAUACUCAACAAUUUCACGCUGGAUAAUUGUCAGGAUUCUUCUUCACAAUGGAUUUGAACAGUCUCCGGCAGACCGUCACCAACCUGACACUUUACGAUGUCAAGGCCGGUGUGCGCAAGGUCCAGAAUGCCGUCAUGAACUUCACCGAGAUGGAGGCCAAGGUGCGCGAGGCCACAAAUAACGAACCUUGGGGCGCAUCCUCGACUCAGAUGCAGGAGAUUGCGGAUGGCACUUUCAACUACCAAACCCUGAACGAGAUUAUGCCCAUGAUCUAUCGCCGCUUUACCGAAAAGUCUGCCGAAGAGUGGCGCCAGAUCUACAAGGCCCUCCAACUUCUCGAGUACCUGAUCAAGCACGGCUCUGAGCGCGUUAUCGACGAUGCUCGCUCCCACAUUACUCUGCUCAAAAUGCUUCGCCAGUUUCACUUCAUUGACCAAAACGGCAAAGACCAGGGUGUUAACGUUCGCCAUCGCGCCAAGGAACUUGCUGAGCUUCUUGGGGAUGUUGACAGGAUCCGGUCGGAGCGCAAGAAGGCACGUGCGAUCAAGGGCAAGUUUGUAGGCAUGCAGGGUGGGUCUGGAAUGGGAAGCAGCAGUCGAUAUGGUGGCUUUGGGAGCAACUCGGACGGGUACAGUGGGGGCGGCGGUGGUGGCAGCAGCUCGACUUAUGGUGGUGAUGCUGGAGGUGUGUACGGGGACGGUGGAGGCUUCGGCGGACAACAAAGCAGCGAUUUUGGUCGAACACAAGCACGCGGGGAACAGUUUGAGGAGUACGAUGAGUUUGAUGGGGAUGAACGGCCAGCUGGUGGUGCUUUGUCUUCAAGCGCCCCAAGGGUGAAGCGAGACACAUCCGAAAGAGCCGGUGUUAAGAAGACCACUGAACCGGCGAAGAAGAAGGCCCCUGAGGUCGAUCUGUUUUCGUUCGACGAGCCCGCGACAACCUCUACCCCUCCCCUGGCUGAUGCCCCGGCUGCUUCGAGCGCUGCACUCACCAAUGAUGACGACGACUUCGACGAUUUCCAAUCGGCAGUGCCGGCUGUUGCUGCUGCCCCUGCGACCCAGUUCGCCGCUCCCCAGCCUGUCUCUGCCCCCCAACAAGCCAACCUGAGCGGCAUGGUCGCCAUGUCUUCUAUCUCUCCGCCGCCAAGCUCAACCGCCACGCCCUCCGGCAACUUUUCGGCCUUCUCAACGCCUUUGUCUGCGACUACUCUCUCUCCUGCUGCGAAGCCAGCAGGGUUCCAAGCCUCUACACCAAACUACUUUUCUUCGGUUCAGGCGGCAUCUCCAGCAGCACCUGUGGCAAAGCCUGCUGCUGCCCCUGCCUCCUUCGGCGGGCUGAAGCCAGUCACCAGUGGCUCCAAGCCAGCAGCACCCGCAGCUGGAGGUGACGCUUUCGGUUCUCUCUGGUCUCAAGCCAGUGUAGGCCUCAAGAAGAGUACCCCCACUGGGCCUGGGCCGACAAUUGGACAGCUCGCGAAGGAGAAGAGCAGUGCUGGCAUCUGGGGUGCGGCCAGCUCUUCUUCUCCCGCUGCUGCUAAGCCUGCGGGUAGCAAGCCGCUUGGCAAUGGUCUUAAUGAUUUGCUGGGCUGAGAUCUGAUUGUGUCCUUUCAAUGCUAAUUUCUGAUAUUAUUUGCGCUGCUUUUCACGGGGAUAGUUGGGGAGGCUAGAAGGUCUGUCUUGAUAAGAUAGUCAUGCAGAUGGCUUUUGGAGUAUGGCGUGCCAAAAUUGAUCUUCAGCGUUAUGCAUGCAUCUGAGUGGUUGUUCCAGCAAUAUUGCCAAGAGUGGCUGUCUGGGGAUGUGGUCUCAAAAGGGGCUGGCCAGGGGCAGCUGUCCAACCCGGCCGAGCAAUCGGCCCGGAGAUCGAGGUGUUCCGCAGCGGCAAUCAUUCUACGACACAACAUCAUCUGAAAGCUGAUCCGGCAUGCGGAAGUUUGCCGAUGUCGCCGUCCCUUCUCUCCGACGGCCUGUGCUUGAGCUGCACCAUGUUUACUACGUGUUUUGGUGUGUUUAAUGCUUACUCAAAAUAGCCAAGUCCAGCAGAUACCCUAUCCUAAGGUAGUGUAGUUCAACUUGACAGAUUCCGCUGCUUACUCGAUUACUGACCUCAAGACCGUUACUCGUCCUGGAACAUACAGUUACCUCGGUUUAGCCAGACUUGAGGAUGACUCACUGCCAGCUCCGUCCGCAACCAUCGGUUCCCUUUCCUCCUGGCCCCGGCACCGUUUUGCGGCCGGCUUGGCAUUCUUACACCCGCAGAUCCACGUUUCCCGGCCGCAUCCUUCGGGGCCCAGGUUCUUUUCGU
Messenger RNA from Podospora pseudocomata, 2424 nucleotides. It is a transcript of the gene ENT3, whose product is annotated as Epsin-3, clathrin recruitment and traffic between the Golgi and endosome. The record is from RefSeq and is a predicted model, not a curated record. The coding region runs from base 171 to 1712 and encodes 513 amino acids. Gene Ontology annotation, molecular function: clathrin binding; phospholipid binding. The transcript is spliced from 3 exons. Gene Ontology annotation, biological process: endocytosis; Golgi to endosome transport. Gene Ontology annotation, cellular component: clathrin vesicle coat; endosome; plasma membrane. NCBI's taxonomy places the organism in Eukaryota, Fungi, Ascomycota, Sordariomycetes, Sordariales, Podosporaceae.